ACCACGGGCCCUCUGCAGGUCACACAGGAACAUUAUGGCGCCUGGAGGAGAGUUAGCUUCGGGACCAGUCGUAGUAUAAAGGACCGGUUUUGACCCGGGAGAAUGAACCUCUGCGCCCAGUACCUGCGCCAGGCUGAGGCCCUGAAGGCUGACAUGACAGACUCCAAGCUGGGGGCAGCAGAGGUGUGGACGUCCCGCCAGGCGCUGCAGGACCUCUACCAGAAGAUGCUGGUGACGGACCUGGAGUACGCUCUGGACAAGAAGGUGGAGCAGGACCUGUGGAACCACGCCUUCAAGAACCAGAUCACCACGCUGCAGAGCCAGGCCAAGAACCGGGCCAACCCGAACCGCAGCGAGGUCCAGGCCAACCUGUCGCUGUUCCUGGAGGCCGCCAGCGGCUUCUACACCCAGCUGCUGCAGGAGCUCUGCACCGUCUUCAACGUGGACCUGCCGUGCCGGGUCCGAUCGUCUCAGCUCGGCAUCAUCAGCAACCGGCAGGGCGGCGGCAGCGCCAUCGUCACGCCGCAGCCCAGCUCCUGCUCCUACAUCUGCCAGCACUGCCUGGUCCACCUGGGAGACAUCGCUCGCUACCGGAACCAGACCAGCCAGGCGGAGUCGUACUACCGACACGCGGCCCAGCUGGUUCCGUCCAACGGUCAGCCCUACAACCAGCUGGCCAUCCUGGCCUCCUCUAAAGGCGAUCACCUCACCACCAUCUUCUACUACUGCCGCAGCAUCGCUGUCAAGUUCCCCUUCCCUGCUGCCUCCACCAACCUGCAGAAGGCCCUGUCCAAGGCCCUGGAGAGCCGCGACGACGUGAAAACCAAGUGGAGCGUUUCUGAUUUCAUCAAAGCCUUCAUCCGGUUCCACGGACAUGUCUACCUGAGCAAGAGUCUGGACAAGCUGGACGCUCUGCGGGAGAAACUGGAGGAGCAGUUCCAGAGGCUGAUCCUGCAGAAAGCCUUCAGCUCCCAGCAGCUGGUCCACAUCACCGUCAUCAACCUGUUUGAGCUGCAUCACCUCAGAGACCUGACGGCCGACGGCGGAGAGCCGAGCGGCGCCGAGCAGCAGGUCAGCUGGUUCCAGCUGCUCGGACUCUUCAUGUCCUUCCUGGGUGUGAUGUGCGGCCGGAUUCUGCUCAAUAAGACCCGGGGGGAGGACAUCAUGGGGGAGUGUCCUCUGCCGGCCAUCAAGUUGUCUCUGGAUUGGCUGAAGCUUAGGACCAGCAUCUUCCAGGAAGCUGCCGUGGAGAACAGGAAGUACGUCUGGCCGUGGCUGGUGUCCAUCCUCAACAGCUUCCAGCCCAGGGAGGAAGACCUGUCCUCUUCCUCAGCGCUGCCGCUGCCGGAGGAGUUUGAGCUGCAAGGCUUCCUGGCGCUGCGUCCGGCUCUGCACUGCCUGGACUUCACCAAAGGUCACCAGGGCAUUCUGGUGGACCGGGACGGCCUGCCGGUCCACGCCCGCCACCAGCGCCUCGUCGCUCUGGGGAAGUGGGUCGCCGACAGUCAGCCAGGGCUGAUCCGGUGCCAGGUGAACGAGGACGGCCUGCUCCUCUUCCUCACCGACAUCCCGGAGGAGGCCGUCCAGGAGCCGCAGGAGAAGGAGGCCCCGGUGCUGCAGGAGUCGUCCAACGGCGAGCAGACGCUGAACGACGGCGGGAACUCGGGCCUGAAGUCGGUGCUGUCCGCCGGGAAGACCCAGAGCUCCUGGUCCGACGGCAACGAGCGGCCCGUCGUCACCUUCAAGGAGAACAUCAAGCCCAGGGAGCAGAGCCGGGAACCGGGCCGGAACCAGCUGCCGAAAGAGCUCAGCAAGGAGCGCCGCGACUUCCCCAAGGGCAACGGCACGGCCGCCGCCAAGAUGGAGCCCAAGAGGGACGGGAAGAGGAAGAGCGAGGUGAAGAAGGCCUCGCACGAGAAAGCAGCCGACGUCGGGAAGCAGGUGAAGGCUCAGACGGAGCUGAGAAAGACUCCGGUGUCAGAGGUCAAGAAGACUCCGGUCACACAGACCCAGAGCACCGGAUCAUCCCAGUUCAUCCCCAUCCAUCACCCCGGAGCCUUCCCACCGCUGCCCAGCAGACCCAGUUUCCCGCCCUCGGCCUACGUGAUCCCGCCCCCGGUGGCGUUCCCAGGAAUCCAGGUGAAUCCGGGUUUCACCUUCCCUGCCGGAGUGUCCGUCCCCGCUUCCUUCCUGCAGUCGGCCGUCCACCAGCAGGCGGGCGGCCAGGCCGGGAAGCAGUCCCACAUUCCCUACAGCCAACAGAGGCCGUCGGGGCCGGGGGCCUCGGGCCAGGGGCCGGGGCCCCUGGGCCAGGUCCCCUCAGCCCAGCAGCAGCAGCAGUCUCCCCAGCAGGCCCUGCAGCAGUCGGUGCAGCUGCAGGUCCAGGCCCUCGGCCAGCAGCAGCAAUCCCCCACCAAGCCGGGGCAGCAGGGCGGGAUGGGCAAGAGUCCGCCGCACCACCCAGGGCUGCAGCAGUUCAUGCAGGUCCAGGACCAGCCGGCCCUGUGGAGCCAGUCCCAGGCGGCGCUGCAGAAGCUUUCCCCCCUGCAGAUGUCCAUGAAGCAGCAGCAGCAGUUCUUCAUGGUGGACCCGGACGCCCUGAAGCUGUACGAACAGCAGCUGCCGGGCCCCCAGCCUCACAUCUCCAACAUGGACAAGAAGAUGAAGUUCCCUGACGUUAAGAUGCAGGACUUCUACUGGGAGCCGUCGUACCGCAUGGACCGGAUGGGGGAGGGGCUGGCCCUGAUGGCGGAGCGCAUGAAGAGGGCCCCGCCUGCUGGGAUGUGUGCGGAGCUGGAGGGCCCCGCGGGGCCCCGUGGGCCUUCAUUUGAGGACAAGAGCUCGCCCUUCCUCCCUCCUGACCUGUUAAAAACUCUAGCAGACCUGGAGGAGGACGAGGAGCUGAUCUUUGCUAAGCCUCCUGAUUUCUUCCAGGCCCUGGCCGGCCCUCUUAGCUCUGCUCCCGGACCAAAUAUCUUUCUGCCCAGCCAGAGCAGGAUGGAGAGCAGCCAGGAGGCCGUCAGCCAGUCGUCCUCUCUGCUGCCCAGCGCCGGCUUCCCCAUGCAGGAUUUCACCCAGAACAGCAUCUUCAGUCAGGCGUACGGUAAAAACCUGCCGCCCAGCUCCAAAGCCGACGCUCCCAUGAUGCAACAGGAGCCCUCCCUGUACUCCCUGUUCGAGGGAAACCCCUGGUCCCCCUCCCUCCCUGCCAGCUCAGACCACUCCACCCCGGCCAGCCAAUCCCCUCACUCCUCCAACCCCAGCAGCCUGCCCUCCUCACCCCCCACCCACAACCACGGAGCUGCGUCCUUCUCCAACUUCGGGCCCAUAGGCACUCCGGACAGCCGGGACCGGCGGGUGGUGGACCGAUGGAAAGCCGAGAAACCGGGGACCGGCUUCGGCCUGGACUACCUCCCAGCUGCUGCCUCCGCCGCGCCGCCCGACUCCAGCUGGCAUCAGGCCGGCUCGGCGGGGAGCUCCUGGACCAAUCAGGAGUCUCCCAUGGAGGAGUCGUCCUCCACCGUGCUGCUGGACAGCCUGAAGUCCAUCUGGUCCAGCUCCAUGAUGCAGCCCGGCCCGUCGGCGCUGGAGCAGCUCCUCCUGCAGCAGAAGCAGAAGCUGCAGCGAGGCCACGGCGCCAUGAACCCGCCGCACUGAAGGGCAGCGCCAGGCGGCGCUUUUGUCCGGAAGAAUCACCACCAGGAGGAACGGAGGGAACCAAACACACAAAAAAUUAAAGCGGCGAGGAGCGGUGGAGGCUGGGGAGGCGACGCGACCCCCCGACGAGGCUCAAUCACCACCCCACCCCUCUCGGCUGUUCGAGGAGCGGUGGCGCCCGCAUCGGAGGGCGACCGCGGUGCCACGCCGCCGCCGGCUUCCUUCAACCGGCGGGAACCUGAACUUUGAGGAACCCCCCCAGCAACACCUCGGACCCCCUGAUUCAGACAGACGCCUCCCCCCUCACCCAGAAAUCUGGUUUCUUCUUGGGGAAAACGGUUGGAGCUCCUGGACGUCUGCUUGGUCCUGAGGCAGACGGGGGGCGAGGGCUGGCUGGUGUUCGGGUUUAAGGGGAGGCCAGGUGGAGCGCCGGGGGCGGACAACCAGACUGGACUUUCUGACUCUCCUUUCAUUUUCAUUGGAGUGAAGGAGGAGGAGGAGGAGGAGGAGGAAGGCUCUUUAAAUACCUACUGAUUAUAUAUGGGCGUAGCUGCACUGUGGGGGCUGGUGGGCUGAACCAGGGUUCAGACACCUGACGGCGGCGCAGUGGGCGGGGCUAAGGGCGGCCCAGUAGUGUUACUGUUAGCUUACAGAGAUUCCAGAUAUUAACUGAAAAAGAAAAAACUGUAUUUUGUGAUUUGUUUGUAGCAGUUUUAGCUUCUCGCCCUCGAGGUGAACGGCUUCAUCCGUUAGCUUCCUGCUUGAAUACUUCCGGGGUUUCCUGCCUCUACUUCCUGGAACGCUUUACCUGAUGAAGAAAAAAUACUCCAGGUGUGACCUGCUUGUUUGCUGAACCUGCAUCUGCUCCUUUACUUUCUGUUCCUGUUCUGCCUGGUUUUAGUAGCAGCUGCUGUGAGUCCGGUCCGCCGGGCCGCAGCGUCUCCCUGACGACCAAAAACACAAAAGCUUCAGUCAGGUUGCUGUAGAAAAGAGGAGGUGAUUAAUCGCAUGAUGUGAACAAAAUGGUUUGAAAAGCUUCUCUGAUCAGAUCCUGUUGGAGUUUAUUAGAAAGGCUGAAAGUUUCCUAAAACCAGGAAAUUCAUGUUUCAACUAGAAACUACCUUCAGGACCAGGAAGGUCCAGAAUCCUAAAACAUCAACAGUUUUUGCCCUGAUUUAGAUCCAUGUUUUAAUAUUUUCAGCCCAUGAGCUCAACAGCGACAUCUGGUGGACAGAGAUGAACUCUGCAGCUGCUGGGAUUUCAUGUGAUUUUAACGCAGCCAGUCAGGAUUGCUGCUUGUUCUGGUUCUGGUUCUGGUUCUGGAUCCUUGGAGAAACGUUUCUAAGUAGGACGAAGCUCUGAGACGCCAGCAGGAUAAAAAAAAACUAGAAACUUUCAGACGUCUGCAGCUGUUACCGUUUAAACAUCACUUUUUAUUUAACUGUUACAGUAUUGUAAAUAUUCAGUUAUGAAAAAAUGAGGUGCAGUUUUUGUCACGUGACUUUUCGUUUGAAAAUAUCUAAAAAAUAAUCAGAUGAUCAGACGGUUCUGAAAGCUCAGCGGAUUAUUAAUUAUUGAUCUGCUGACUGUUUUUAUUAAAGUGAUUCUUUCGGUCUGAACAGUUCCAGGAACCAUCAGGAAUAAUGUCUGAUCAGUUUGUUUUCUGCUCGCUUCGUUUUAAAGUGGAGCUAAAAUCACCUGGAGUUUGGGUUUUAAUCUGAAGUCCUGGAAGUUUUGCAGUUCAAGGCUCGGUUCUGGUGUCUCCCAUCCAGUCAGAGCGGACCCGGUUGGACCCGGUUCAGACCAGCGUUCAGCUGCUCUCCUGGAAUCAAACCUUCGGAUGUUUUCUUCAGACUUUCUGUGAUCGUGCUUUUCAUGUUGCUUCCUCUGAGGACGAGCUGCCUGAGCGGACCUGAGGACGAAGGAACGGGUCCGGAUCUGGUUCUGGUUCUGGUGGGUUGGAACAUCAGCCUGGUGUUCUGGUUCAGGUCUGACCUUUGACUUCUUGUGUUUGUCUCUGUAGACUUUCAGAUUUAAAUAAAUGUCGACUGUGUUCUGCCUCGA
Xiphophorus maculatus (southern platyfish) is the source of this 5721-nucleotide messenger RNA. RefSeq names its product SMG7, nonsense mediated mRNA decay factor (gene smg7). Gene Ontology annotation, biological process: nuclear-transcribed mRNA catabolic process, nonsense-mediated decay. NCBI's taxonomy places the organism in Eukaryota, Metazoa, Chordata, Actinopteri, Cyprinodontiformes, Poeciliidae. Gene Ontology annotation, molecular function: telomeric repeat DNA binding; protein binding; telomerase RNA binding. The coding region runs from base 103 to 3657 and encodes 1184 amino acids. The transcript has 22 exons. The record is from RefSeq and is a predicted model, not a curated record. Gene Ontology annotation, cellular component: telomerase holoenzyme complex.